Haliotis rufescens (red abalone) is the source of this 1425-nucleotide messenger RNA. RefSeq lists its product as uncharacterized. The record is from RefSeq and is a predicted model, not a curated record. Lineage: Eukaryota; Metazoa; Mollusca; Gastropoda; Lepetellida; Haliotidae. The transcript has 2 exons. Bases 10 to 462 code for a protein of 150 amino acids.
UUGUCCUUUAUGUAUUCAGAAGAUGCGAGGUGUGUACAAGCCGCCGGGUAUAACUUGAGCCAAUUGGGUGUCGCAGUGGUUCUUGCAUUCGUGGCUGGUGCUGUAGUAGAUGCCAUCGUCAGUGCUGUUAUCUGGAGGAGAAGGAACAGAUGCCUACACAAGACAUCUGAAUCGCGCCCAACCACUGUAUCACUCGUUCCAACUGAACCACCGCAGGCCAGUGAUGACGUUGGCCCAGAAACUAGGCCAUACGACAGUCUCAAUGCCGUCUCAUAUGACGCCAAGAUGAAAGGAGAGCCUUACUGCACCGUUAAAUCUGGCCAAACAAAUGCAAAAACUGAUGCCACUGUUCUGACGUCAUGUGACGUGUCCGACUCUAUCGCAGCAGGGACCUAUGAAACCCUUGACAACACGUCACGGGGAACGGAUGGUGAAUACAGUGAGAUCGGGAAGGUUAAGUGACUUUCUAUUGACAAACUUACUGUUUAAAUAAAAUGAUAUAUUGGUACUUGAAGGUAUAUUCGCAAAAGGUGCCCUUUAGCUCUAAGAUUUAUUUCUAUGUUUGUGGGUUUAAAAUUGUAAUAAAUAAAUUAAUUAUUUACGUAUUUCUGUAGCCUGAUGUCUAUUGACGCACAGACACUACACAGACACAGUUACAAUGUGAAUUGUGUAAGUUCAAUGAGAGCUAUGUUGUAACCCAAUGUCCCCUGAUGUGAACUGAUAAUAUUAAUACUUAAGACCUAACGUAAAUGUAUUUAUAUUUUGCUAAAUAACAGUUAUAGGUGGCGUUUAUCUUAUAAUUAUAGUUUUGGCUUUGCAUGCAUGAAGACCUUGUCAUUAUGGCGUCACCACCUUUGUUUGUGGACGGUGAACUGAAAUACAUGGACAGGACAAAGUUAUAUGAUCUGUUAACUUGUAAAUAUUUGUAAUAGACGAUUCACUUGAUGCAUUGCGAUUAUGUAUUAUUAUAUUGAUGAUAUAUGAAAAUAAUCUUCAAAAAAGUAAAAACAUUUACAUGUUUUCAUCAGGCAUAUCAAAUUCACAUGCUAUGCUGACAGGAAAAUAGUCUACGUCGUACUGACACAAAUCGUAUUUUAUCAAAAAUACCACCUUUCACAUGUUGAAACCUAUAGCUAGGUAAACCCAGAGUAGUAGUAUGUGUAAUGGGUUAUUGCAUCCGUAGCCUCAGGCCACGCUUGUUAUCUCUAUGCCCCAGAAGCCUUUAGUGUCAUUAAUAUUGUUUGACUAUGAUAGUCACAUGUUUGUUAUUGCUUUAAUGUCACGCUUUGUUUUCUGUAUAUGAGUAUAUGUUUAUGUGCAUAAACAAUGUCAAUAAGAAAACGUGUGACGACUGUAGUCAGUCUGGAAUUAUUUACUCAAAUUCUAAAAUAUAUCACUCACAAGUUGGAUUACUUAAUGUAGAUA